Scheffersomyces coipomensis is the source of this 665-nucleotide messenger RNA. RefSeq lists its product as uncharacterized. The coding region runs from base 98 to 637 and encodes 179 amino acids. The record is from RefSeq and is a predicted model, not a curated record. The transcript has a single exon. NCBI's taxonomy places the organism in Eukaryota, Fungi, Ascomycota, Pichiomycetes, Serinales, Debaryomycetaceae.
AAAAAAAAGCUUUGCUUAACAAGAAAAACUUUAAAUAUGAUAAAUUUCUCUACCAUUAGUAUUGAAUUGAAAGUAUCAUUUCAGUAUCAAACAUAAGAUGAGCAUUUCGCUGAAGAUAUUCCAGGUAAGAGACUAUAGAGGGGCAACCAUAGAAGAUCUUGAUGUCAGACCUGCUAUAUCCAUAAAUCCUACCACACCAAUAGAAGAUGCUAUAGAAAUCUCAUUUGAACAUGAAUUUGACUUCUUACCAGUUAUUCAUGAAUCUAAUAGAAAGUUAUUAGGGGUAUUGAAUGUACAAGAGUUAAAAGAUAAGGCUGAGACAAAAAAUAAUGGUUUAAACCCAAUUACAAAGAAUUAUAUGCUAUGGUUUAAUCAAAAGGCUCGUCAAAACUAUGAUUUAGAGCAUCAAGAGAAUAGUGAACCAAAAAAGACUCCAGUUUACUCAACAAUCUAUAAACCAGGUGGAACUAAAAAAUACCUGGUAUUAACCCCUUUGACACCUUUGGAAGAUUUAGCUGCUUUUUUUAAUUCUGGAAAUUAUUUUGCUAUUAUAACUAAUGGAAGAGGUGAUUUUGUGUAUGGAGUAGCCACACCUGAAGAUUUAACGAAAUUCGAGACUUCAAGACCCAAAUUAUAAUACGAAUAUAUUAUAUUUAAAAAUUCUU